AUGACGGACUACGAGCCAAGGCCCUCGACUGACCAAGAGCCUCUCACCGGUUUCACAAAGGUGCUCCUUGUAGAAGUCCUCAUUCUUCUCUUGAUAAGCUCUGUCUUCAUUGGUCUCUUUGCUGGAGCCCAACACAAGCUUAACUUGCGAGAUGGUGGAGGUGGAGGUGGCGAGGCUUGCUUCACUCCUGAAUGCGUCGUCUUGGCCGCGUCUAUACUUUCUUCUCUUGACACUGAACAGAAUCCUUGCGACAACUUCUACGACUAUGCCAAUGGUGGCUGGCUCAAGUCUCACCCCAUACCUGCCGACAAAUCUAAUGUCGGUAACUUCGAGAUUGUUGCCCAGGAAAAUAGGCAAAUCAUCCAAAGCAUACUGGAAAGCAACAUGGAAGUGGAUCCUUUGUCUAGCUCUUAUGAUGAUCAACUCCUGGACAAGCUCCGCACCUUAUACAAAUCGUGCAUGGAUGAACCAAAGCUGAACUAUAUUGGGCAAGAACCGUUGCAGCGUGUUGUAAAUACCGUCAAAAGGUUCUUCAAGGGCAAGAAGAGCGCAGCUGCUGCCACUGCCCCGAUUGCAGGUCCAAACCAAGGUCUUACAAACUCACUCGCUUUCUUGCAUUCGAGAGGUGUGAAUGCCUUGUUCGAGUUUUAUAUCGACGGCGAUAUCGGUGUUGACCCCAACUACAUGACUCUGUGGUUCAAUCAACCAAGCUUGGGUCUGCCUGCUAAGGAGUAUUACAAAGACCGAUCGGUAAUAGAAGUCUACCAAGACGUCGUCGAGCGGCUAUUAAUUUCACUCAACGGUGAAGGAGACGCUACCGAAAUUUUGUAUCCCGUUCAUGAAGAUGGCAUCGUAACUUCAUCCUCUCAAGCGGUGAUGCAAGUAGAAAAACUUGAAGACACAGAUCAUGUUUGGCCUCCCUGGCCCUGGCCACCGUGGGAGGGUGACGAUGAUGGGGAUGACGGUGACCACGAUAGGCCACUUCCUGAGGAUCCAUUGCACAGAGCUCACGAGCUCGCAAAGAAGGUGGUCGAAUUUGAGGCUGAGAUAGCUGCAGCAUCUCUUGAUCUUGACUUGCUCCAACAAGAUCCAUUUGGAACAUAUAACCCUGUCAACAUCAAUCACCUCAAGUCCGCGUUGCCGCAGAUAUAUUUCCCCGACUACUUUGCAACGUUUACCCCUCGUGCCUUCCCUGAGCGUGUUAUCAUUACUUACCUCCCGUACCCCGCGUCUCUUUCGCGUAUUUUGUCGAAGACCUCCUCUGAGGUUGUAGAAGCCUAUCUUAUCGUACGUGCAGCGCUGGAAUAUGGCCCACAUCUCGGCAUGUCGACCGAGGUUUGGCAAGCAACGCGAACACUCCAGGAGACAUUAGGUGGUAUUAAAAAGGGUGCUGUGGGCGAGCGCUCGGAAUUCUGUACCCAGAAAGUCGAAAGUGCCCUUGGAUUUGCUUCAGGCAGAUAUUUCGUCAACGAAACCUUUGGAGGAGACUCAAAGAAAAAGGCUUCUGAUGUCAUCACUAACAUCAUUGAAACAUUUGAAAGCUCUCUCAAGCACCUUCAGUGGAUGGACAAACAAUCUGCCAGAGCUGCUGCUGAAAAAGCUGAGGCCCUUCGCGUCAAAGUUGGCUAUCCUCUUUCCCCAAAUACUCUCGAUGCGAAAGCUAUCGUGGCGUAUUACUCUCUCGUCAAGGUACACGUAGACACAUUCUUUGACAACAUGAUGAGUGCUGCUUCGAGCGAUGGGUACAAAAUGUGGCAGAAAUUGGGUAAACGGAGAAACCUUGACGAGUGGGAGAUGUUUGCGUCUACUGUCAAUGCGUAUUACAAUCCUCCGGGUAACGAAAUCGUGUUCCCUGCUGGAAUACUGCGACCUCCUUAUUUCUCACAAGAAUGGCCUGGAUAUCUUUCCUAUGGUUCUUUCGGGAUGGUAGCAGCACAUGAAUUAACUCACGCAUUCGAUUCGUCCGGUCGCUUGUAUAACCAGCAUGGUAAACUCGAGGAAUGGUGGACUCCUGCCACGAGUGAAGAGUUCCAGAGUCGACAGGAUUGUAUCAUAAAGCAGUAUUCUUCUUAUGCGAUAUAUGACGGGAAAGGUGGUUUGGUACACGUAAAUGGAAAUUUGACUUCUGGCGAGAAUAUCGGGGACACUGGUCUUAUCCAAGCAUAUCGUGCAUGGAAAGCCCAAUAUCAAGACUCAUAUGAUGCUGGGAAGGAAUACCUUCUUCCUGGCAUGGACUACACGAGAGAACAACUAUUCUUCAUCUCCUUUGCACGAACGUGGGCGCAGAACAUCAGGGAAGCUGCAGCCGUGCAACGUGUUCUCACUGAUCCCCACUCGCCAAACCGAUACCGCGUGGACGGGACGUUGUUCAAUAUUCCAGAAUUCGCCGAGGCAUUUAAGUGCCCGAAGGGAGCCAAGCUCAACCCUCCGCCGGAGAAGCAGUGCAUUUUCUGGUCAUAGGGAUGGCAGGAUGGACGCUGGAUAGACAUUUGAUCUUGUGCAGUCGUGGUUGUUUGUACGGUUGCACGAGUUUCUUGUAUAGUAUCUAUUGAAAACACGAUAUAUGUACCUCCUGGUUUUAAUUGUCACAUACAAACUAAGACUUGAUUGACGCUAGCCGUUGAUUUAUUUUAGAGGACGCCCUUUGUACUUGGGACGUCAUUUCCGCCUGUCCGCUCGAUGGCCUGUCGGAUUGCCAAAGCCAGUGCUUUGAAUGCAGACUCGGAGCUGUGGUAAUGCUCAAUAAGAAGAAACAAUGUAGUGGAGAUAAAGUCCUACCGAUGGUGGUCAUUCUCUCCCCUCAGGACAUCGACAUGGAGGGUUACGCCGGAUGCAAUGGCAAA
This is a messenger RNA of Serpula lacrymans var. lacrymans S7.9, 2843 nucleotides long. RefSeq lists its product as uncharacterized. Bases 1 to 2460 code for a protein of 819 amino acids. The transcript has 18 exons. The record is from RefSeq and is a predicted model, not a curated record. Gene Ontology annotation, cellular component: plasma membrane. NCBI's taxonomy places the organism in Eukaryota, Fungi, Basidiomycota, Agaricomycetes, Boletales, Serpulaceae. Gene Ontology annotation, molecular function: metalloendopeptidase activity. Gene Ontology annotation, biological process: protein processing.